GUGCCUCCUGGCGGGAAUGGGAGUCAGUACGAGGAGAUUGAUAUCCCAGUCGGUCUUCUCAGCUAUGAUGACAUGCUGGAUAUUUCUAAGAGCUUUGUGAAGCCUCUCCGAGUGGCUCUGUAUGCCCCCCACGAGCCAUUCCUGGACUAUAACAUGGUGGUGAUCUUUGUCAUGGCUGUCAGCACCGUGGCGAUUGGCGGCUACUGGGCAGGAAGCAAAGAUAUAAACAAGCGCUACAUGAAAAACAAGCAUGAUGGUGCAGAGAAGCAGGACGACGAGACUGUUGAUGUGACACCGAUUAUGAUCUGUAUUUUUGUCGUCAUGUGCUGCUCGAUGCUGGUGCUACUUUACUACUUCUACAAUCAACUAGUCUACGUAAUCAUAGGAAUUUUCUGCCUUGCUUCAUCCAUCGGACUUUACAGUUGCUUGUCUCCGUUUGUGAAAAGAAUUCCUUUCUGCGAAUGCAGGGUUCCAGACAUGGGCCUCCCAUGCUGCCACAAGCAGCCGCAGGUCCGCAUGCUGCUGCUUGCCCUAUUUUGUGUCUCCAUCAGUGUGGUGUGGGGAAUUUUCAGGAACGAAGACAAGUGGGCCUGGGUCCUACAGGAUGCACUAGGGAUUGCCUUCUGCCUCUACAUGCUCAAAACCAUCAGGCUGCCAACGUUUAAGGCCUGCACACUGCUCCUGGUGGUUCUCUUCGUCUAUGAUGUCUUCUUUGUCUUCAUCACUCCAUUCAUCACGCGGAGCGGUGAAAGUAUCAUGGUGGAGGUAGCUGCAGGUCCAUCAGAUUUUUCAACAAAUGAAAAGCUCCCAAUGGUGCUGAAAGUUCCCCGGCUAAACUCCUCUCCCCUGGCACUCUGCGACAGGCCAUUCUCUCUCCUGGGAUUUGGAGAUGUCCUGAUACCAGGAAUGUUGGUGGCAUACUGUCAUCGCUUCGACAUCCAGGUACAGACGUCGAGGAUUUACUUUGUGGCGUGCACCAUUGCCUAUGGAGUUGGUCUGCUUGUGACCUUUGUGGCACUGGCACUGAUGCAGACUGGACAGCCAGCGCUCCUCUACUUGGUCCCGUGCACCCUGCUGACCAGCAUCUGUGUGGCAUGGUGGCGUCACGAGGUUGGCAUGUUCUGGAGCGGCAGUGGCUUUGCGGAAGAGCCACCUCUGCAGCCAGUCGCCUCAGUCCCUGACGGCUCGGUUCAGCAGCUUGACCAGACCCUGGUUCCUCCCGACCCAGAGAACAACCUGAGCAACACAUUGUUACAGCCAGUCCAAACCACCUCCCCCAGCACAGCGGAGACGUGUGAAUCCUUUGUGGCACAUCAUGGCACUAGCCCUUCCUAAUGUUGGCCACCCAACAUUAGUCUCUAAUCUACUUGUAGCCAAUAUAUAUGAAAGUAAAUAGAUCCACAUUAUGCAUCUCAUGUGAAACACAGCACCAAGAGAGAACUAUAACACUCUUGUCUGUCAGGACAGGUGGGUAAUAAUGGCCUCUGAACAGCUGAAGGACAUUAGCACAAGAUACCAUGUGACCAGAUGAAGCCUUGUUUAGGUUAGUCCUUCUCUGAAGGAUAUUAGGUGCAAUCAUUUAAACUUAGCACCAGUUAUGUGAGCGUGUGUGUGAUAAUACGGGGGGGGAGAACAGCACAGUUGUGUAUCCAGGCUGCCGCACAGAUAUUAGCAUUAGAGUAUUAAUCAAUGGCCUCAUACCUUCAACUCUUCUCAUCUCUGCUACAGAAGUGUAGAUCAGAACUGUCCAAGCUUGCACGCCUGUGCAGCGGUGCUCAAUCUCUGCUCUCAUCCAUCGCCUUCUCAGCCCUGAGCUGUGUGCUUUCACUGGGUAGGGCAUCGGGGAAACAUCACAAAACAAAGGUUUUGAGAAGAAAGAUCCUGAUUGAUGGAUAUUUGCCAUCUCUUUCCCUGCAAUAGAGUCCCAGCAUCUCUGGGCGAGUGCACAGAGAAUGCUGCCUGCUCAAUUGCUGGGAGCAGAUGGAAAGAAUCCAGUUAAAGCACAACCCAGCAUCCAGCUAAUCUAUCAGAUGUAAAGUUACACCAGUCUCAGACCCACUGUGUCCUCUUCACUUGGAUUAAGCCCAUGUAAACCAUUCCCACUGAGCAAGUCAUUUUCAGUGAUUUUUUUUCUCGCUCUGGAACUAGCCCCUGGCCACACUUCCAUUCACCAUGCAAUGCCCUUCACCUUACCCCAGCACCUCUCCAAGCCUUCAUCAGGUUCAGUUCUGAUCCCUGCUCCUCCAAAGAAAAUAAAUAACAACAGAGUGCCCAGAGACUGCUAGUGAGCCAGUUAUGGAAUCCUUACUAGGAUGUACCCAAUGAUUGUUGAUUUGACAUUGCAGAAGUAAUGGCCGUUAAAUAAACAGAGGCAGGUGAUUGGAAUAGGUAAUGGUGCGAUUUUGGAUUGUUUGGCAAUACCCAGCUGCCAGUGUUUGCCUGACACAGUGCACAAUAUGGCUCAUUUGCCAGGACCAAGAAUCUCCAGAUUAAGAAGAGUAUCCACUAGUUCAGUAUGUCCACAGCAUUUGUGGUUGGACCUGACCAAGAAUGUCUGAGGAUGAGCUGUAAGUGUUGACGACAGAGAAUUCUGUCAUCAACACUUACAGAGACGACAGGUAGAAAUCUUGCUUUAGAAGGUGUGACUGCAGAUCCAUGUGUACAGGUUGUCUAUUGCUGCUCUGGCUAAGAGGAGUUUGGCUGUGCAUUAUGGGUAUUGUAGUUCUGUAUGGGAUGACCAUGGUCACCAGUUAAUAUACCUGUCGACUUUUGUAAGCAGUUUAUAGUAAAUAAAGAAUUCCCUAAGCUGA
Messenger RNA from Callorhinchus milii (elephant shark), 2810 nucleotides. RefSeq names its product signal peptide peptidase-like 2 (gene sppl2b). The record is from RefSeq and is a predicted model, not a curated record. Gene Ontology annotation, cellular component: Golgi-associated vesicle membrane; lumenal side of endoplasmic reticulum membrane; lysosomal membrane. Gene Ontology annotation, molecular function: aspartic endopeptidase activity, intramembrane cleaving. Lineage: Eukaryota; Metazoa; Chordata; Chondrichthyes; Chimaeriformes; Callorhinchidae. Gene Ontology annotation, biological process: membrane protein proteolysis.